This is a messenger RNA of Entrophospora sp. SA101, 321 nucleotides long. Lineage: Eukaryota; Fungi; Glomeromycota; Glomeromycetes; Entrophosporales; Entrophosporaceae. The record is from the annotation of a GenBank genome assembly.
AUGAUUUGUAAUUCACACUCAUCUUCAAAUACAAAAACACUUUCAUCUCAAAAUUAUGAACAAGAAAAAUAUACAACUGAAACAGCAAAACCUUCUCUAAUUAAUAACAUCAAUGAUAUUAACGAUGAUGAUAUUAUUACACAACCAAGUAUUCAAAAAUUAUUGGACUAUUGGUUUUUAUAUUUUUUCGGUAUUCUGAUAAUUGCAUUAAUUUUAAGAUAUUUGCGUAAAUAUAAAAAUGGCAUCAUAAAUUUCUUUACAAAUACAUCUGAUGAUAAUAAUGAUGAAGAAAAAAAUAAUACUAAUGAUUCAACAUUAUAA